Molecule: messenger RNA, 3541 nt
Organism: Didymodactylos carnosus
Lineage: Eukaryota; Metazoa; Rotifera; Eurotatoria; Philodinida; Philodinidae
Source: the annotation of a GenBank genome assembly
UCAGCACACUCGAUAACCCAGAAGAUUUUCUAUUUUUGGCUCGGGGUACUUCCGAAAGUUUAAGAAAAAUUUUGAAACAAAAUGACGCAAAAAGUUUUCCAUGGAAAAAUAAUAUUAAUUUGAAAACUUUUUCUAAACUUUCGGAAGUACCUCGGGCCAAAAACAGAAAAUCUUCUGGGUUAUCGAGUGUGCUGAAUACGAAAAACCACUUUUCAGCAACUCUAAACCAACUUUAUUUUUUUCCGGUGAUAUGUCUGGAUACUUUGAGGCAAUAAAAUAACAAUAAUUUAGUGGGUUGAUUUCAAGUCUUAUGCGGACUACUCCUUUAAAGAUUUUAUUUAAAUUUCAAAAUUUGGGUAAAAAACAAUGACGUGGAAGAAAUGGGUGUGAAGCUCCACUUCUAUUCAGCUAUCGUUGAAGUUGGUGACGACCUCGGAAGCUUGCCAGCUGCAACAAAUAUGUCGGACUAACUAACAAGUAUAACCUGUAAACACUGAGCAUCGGUAACUUACUGAUAGGAGGGGGUAUUCUUUCUUUUUUCUUCACAUAGUUCAGAGAAUAUAAUUACAUAUUGACGCCAUUCUCUUACAAAAUAUUGAUUUGAUAUAAUGGUUUUUAACGAUUUGAAAAGGAUGAGAAACUAAUCGAUUAGAUUUGAGUCUAUUUUAGCUUUUAAAAAGUCCACAUGAACUCAUUAUUUUUCACAAACUGUCUGUGUGGUCUAGUGUACUGUUAUGCGAACAAGAUGAAAGAUGAUUGCUUUCGUUGCAGUUGUAUUUCUCAAACAGAAUGGUUAAAUUAUUCUAUAAGUGAUAGAUAAAAAAUCUGGCAUUUAUCCAGCACCUCAAUAUCACCAAAAAACUAAUGGUACACUACAAAUAUAGAAUCAUAAACAAAACGAAUUCUUUCUAGAUAAAAUAUUUAUAUUAGAAAAUCGAGUCCUCCUUAAAAUAUUCAUUUUAAUAGGGUUUUACUACCUACGAAAGAAUGUUUUAAGAUCGCACUUAGCAAUGCUUCAUUGAUAUAAAUAAAUAAAUAAUCUCUUACCAACAAACGUGUUUUGAAUUGACAAUUAAAAAACAUUAUUAAUAAUUACAAGUAUUAGCAUAUUUGCAAUGAAGACUUGACGAAAGUUUUUUAUUUUAAAUUGAUAAAGUACAGAAUUAAGUAUAAUACUAAUAAUCUAACUUCUUGAUUUACACUCUUAUGGGUGUGAUUUAGAAAAAUAAACGACUAUACGUAGAAUUAUAUCAGUUUUUUUUCUGACGGCGUUUCGAUGUAAAAUAUACAGCACAAGGCGUGUUUGAAUAUCUUUUGUUUAUCAUUUACCAGCUGAUGCACAAUGGAUAGACUAGAUGAUUCUAGUUAAUUAAUUGUUGUCUCAGAUAUAGAACGAAAAAAUGUUUUAAUUAUAGAAACAUAUACAUGAAAUUUACUUUCAUUUUGCGACUCUGUUAAUCCUAAUUGAGGUUUUAAUUACUUUUGACAGAAUAGAUGAUGAUGAUGGACAAAAUCUCGAUUAGAAAUGACAUAACAAAUUCUCAUGUCAAUUAUAGAAAAGGAGUUCUUUUAAAAAGAGAAGUUGUUCUUGAUAUUUUGAUUUUUUUAAUAUAUAACAAGAUAUCGCUACAAGCAAUGAUGCAAAACUGAGAUAAUUUUAAGCUUUUUACUUGAAUUUAGGAAAGUCAAAAUAAUUGAUAAGGUAAACACAGCUGCUGCUAAAGAUACCUUCUUGUAAAUGCUAAUGUUCAUAUACAGAUGAUUUUAUGUUUAUUCAUCCAGAUAUCAGUUGAUUUUUAAAUGUUCUCUACAAUUAUAUAGAAUCAAUCAUUCUAACGCAAGCUUUUUUGUACCUCUUCUCAAGAUCUUCGGCUUUCUGAAUAAAGAAAUACUUCAAAAGAUCAAGAAUUACAUCUUAAUCCGUAAAUGUCCCAAACUUUUGUUUUUGUUUCUUCUUUUGGAAGCUAUUUGAGCUAGAAACGUUGUUAAGACAUUAUUUCCUAAAUCAGCUCUAUCUAAGAUUUGCUAAAUCUCCAGAAACCAAUAUUAUUUGCUCUUUUUUUAGGGUGGAAGUACCCUAGCAAAUAAAGCAUUGCGAUUUUUCCAAAAGAAUGAUGAAACGCCUGGUCCAGGAACAUAUGAAGUUUUGCGUACUAGUCAAUCGGCUAGAACAUCAGGACACGAUAUUGUAAAGCUUCCAAGACAAAAUACAUUCAAAUACACAAGAAAAUCAGUGGCUCCAUCCAUACCUGAUCCAAAAUUCGCCUACGGUUUUGAAGAAGAUGAUCACGGUGCAUUAGUACCACAGCAUCCACCUGUCAGAGAUGAAUCAAUGGGUCCGGCGUUUUAUAAUCCUCCAAAUGCUAUUGAAAAUGAUGCAUCAAAAAUGUAUCAUGGAAUACAUUUCAGUAAAUAUUCCAGUAAAAGAACGGAUUUUGUGGGGAAAACGGGCCCAGGACCUGGCGAGUACGAUCCAAACGAUCCUGUCAAGUUAGAAAUUCAUCAUAUCAAUAUGAAAACAUGGGAUAAAAGACCAGAACUACAAAUUCCACGGUACCCGGAUAAUCUAUUGAAAAUAGCGACAAAAGAGAGUAUACCAGGACCGGGUCGAUACGAAAUUAAACGUCAGUUGGAUCCUGAAGUUCCAAGAGGAGAUAUAAUUGGAUUAGAAUAUGAACGACCACCAUUUGGAUCACAAACAAAACGUUUUGAUAUGCCUAUAUCUGAUGUUCCCGGACCGGCUACAUACACUGACAAGGUAUUAACAGCAUUUAAUUCUACAUUAUCAAAACCCACUAGUCUAAAACGUAACCCAUUCAAUCAAACAUCAGUCCGAUUUGAUAAAGAUUAUAAAUCAAGGAGUGCCCCAGGACCUGGACAAUAUCGUAUUGCCGGAUUUGCCGAUGAAAACUUGCGAAAAGCGGUUGUUGAAGGCGGCAAAAAGCCUCCGUUUAACGUUGCAUCGAUGAGACGUUUUAAUUUAACUAAAAAUGAUGAAUUUUCUACGCCAGGACCCGCUCAUUAUGAAAUCAAAACAAAACCAUUUAAAUCGAAAAUAGAACAUCCGACAGCAAAUUUUGCAUCGUCAACAAAUCGUGAACCAAUAAUCGAGGAUAUCCCGGGACCUACAGCUUACGACACAGCCAAAGCCUAUACGGCAUUAGUGUCAUAUCAUCGUCAGCCACCGCGUUCAAAAAAUGCAAGAAAACGGCACACACAGUUUUUAGCUGCAUCAAAACGAACAUUUCCAGGCGGCGUACUUGAAGUACCAGGUCCUGGUGCCUAUGAUGGUCUAACAAAUGAGCAUGUCAAAGGAUUUGCUCCUUUGAAAGAUUCAAGAUUUAGAUAUAAUAUCCCAAAAUUACCGGGUCCCGCCGACUAUGAACUGUCGCCUCUAUUUCAAGAUACGAUACUACGUGGCACAUUUAAUGCUACCCUUAACAAUCCUAUUCUAGCUAAAUUACAGUCAAAAGCGAAUAAAGAAGAGGCUGCUAGCAAUAUUCAAACGCAGCCAAUGGGAGAUGUCGCUGUUGGAGUUUAA